AUGAAAAAUACAAGAUUACAUAUUCCGCCCUUCUCGGCAAGUGAAAGAGGCAAGGUACAACCCCACAACAUAUGGUGUGCUCAGGAUAAAUCAUGGUCUUCUCGGAGGAGGUUCUAUCCAGCUAGCCACGAGGGCUCCGCCGUAUCCGUCUACACCUAUAUGAUGGGUGGAACGGCAACAGCAACCGUCUAUUUACUCAUAACCUGCAUUGAAUUUACUAUCUCUAUCACUAGCGAUAUGGAUACCACCAUUCUCUCCUGUUCGCGCACGAAGCCUGCUAAACAAUUCCGCAUCCUCGGCCUCCCUCUCGAACUAUUCUACUCAAUCCCGCUCCUAUACGGUAAAUACACCCCCCGCCAACACUUGGACAUGACCUACUUCCUAGUCGCAUUGUAUGAGCACCCAAAUCUCGACCUUAAUCUAGACAACGCCGCGAACUGUGGCCUCUAUCGCUAUUUUAACGACGUUGUCAGUGGGGUGGAGUAUACUACGUCUAAAGAGUUGGUUUUGCAUGCAGAAUACUUUCAGGGGACCUGGUUUGGUGAGAAAGAUGGAGUUGCUUUGGAGGGGCAUUUCAGAUGGCUGACAGGGCUCUGGACGGGCUUGGUGCCUAAUGCUGAACAGGUUGAGAUGCCAAGGAUGUGGCUGGAUACUGGAUUUAGGGCUGAAGAUGUCUUUCCUGGUGCUGAGGUUGUUGCUUGGGCGUUUGAGAUGACGGUUUCGGUAGUGUUUAAGGAUGGACAGUGA
Lindgomyces ingoldianus is the source of this 747-nucleotide messenger RNA. RefSeq lists its product as uncharacterized. The record is from RefSeq and is a predicted model, not a curated record. The coding region runs from base 1 to 747 and encodes 248 amino acids. Lineage: Eukaryota; Fungi; Ascomycota; Dothideomycetes; Pleosporales; Lindgomycetaceae. The transcript is spliced from 6 exons.